AUGGCUGGAGGGCCGCUUGGCUCAGAGGACCUGCUAUGUAGCCGGGGCCGUCUGGUUCGGGGCCUGACUUCCGAAGCGCUGAGGACGUGUCGAGGGGGACACCUUCGGGUCCUGCAGCUGAUGCUGAAGCCAUGGUGCAUCUCCAGGGCCGUCUACCAGAUGACGGAGGGCCGUCGAUGUCAAGUACAUCUUCUGGAUGACAGGAAGCUGGAACUCUUAGUACAGCCCAAGCUUUUGGCCAAGGAGCUGCUGGACCUCGUGGCAUCACACUUCAACCUGAAGGAAAAGGAAUACUUCGGAAUAGCCUUCACAGAUGAGACGGGACACUUAAACUGGCUUCAACUAGAUCGAAGAGUAUUGGAACACGACUUCCCCAAAAAGUCGGGACCAGUGGUUUUGUACUUCUGUGUCAGGUUCUACAUAGAAAGCAUCUCGUACCUAAAGGAUAAUGCCACCAUUGAGCUCUUCUUCCUGAAUGCUAAGUCCUGUAUCUACAAGGAGCUGAUCGAUGUUGACAGUGAAGUGGUGUUUGAAUUAGCCUCCUAUAUUUUACAGGAGGCAAAGGGAGAUUUUUCUAGUGAGGACCGAGUCAUUGAGCACUACAAGAAACUGAACGGCCAGACCAGAGGUCAAGCAAUUGUAAACUACAUGAGCAUCGUGGAGUCUCUCCCAACCUACGGGGUUCACUAUUAUGCAGUGAAAGACAAGCAGGGGAUACCGUGGUGGCUGGGACUGAGCUACAAAGGAAUCUUCCAGUAUGACUACCACGAUAAAGUGAAGCCGAGGAAGAUCUUCCAAUGGAGGCAGUUGGAAAACCUGUAUUUCAGAGAAAAGAAGUUUUCCGUGGAAGUUCAUGACCCCCGCAGGGCUUCAGUGACCAGGAGGACGUUUGGACACAGUGGCAUCGCGGUACAUACAUGGUACGCAUGUCCAGCAUUGAUCAAGUCCAUCUGGGCUAUGGCCAUUAGCCAGCACCAGUUCUAUCUGGACAGAAAGCAGAGUAAGUCUAAAAUCCAUGCCGCGCGCAGCCUGAGCGAGAUCGCCAUCGACCUGACCGAGACCGGCACGCUGAAGACCUCCAAGCUGGCCAACAUGGGGAGCAAAGGGAAGAUCAUCAGCGGCAGCAGCGGGAGCCUCCUGUCAUCAGGUUCUCAGGAAUCCGAUAGCUCUCAGUCGGCCAAGAAAGACAUGCUGGCCGCCUUGAAGUCCAGGCAGGAAGCUCUGGAAGAAACUCUCCGCCAGCGGCUGGAGGAACUGAAAAAGCUCUGCCUUCGAGAAGCUGAGUUGACAGGCAAACUGCCCAUUGAGUAUCCCUUGGACCCGGGGGAGGAACCACCCAUCGUUCGCAGAAGAAUCGGGACGGCCUUCAAACUGGAUGAACAGAAAAUCCUGCCCAAAGGAGAGGAGGCCGAGCUGGAACGCCUGGAACGGGAAUUUGCCAUUCAAUCCCAGAUUACAGAGGCCGCCCGCCGCCUCGCCAGUGACCCCAACGUCAGCAAAAAACUGAAGAAACAAAGGAAAACCUCUUAUCUGAACGCACUGAGGAAGCUGCAGGAGAUCGAGAAUGCCAUCAACGAGAACCGCAUCAAGUCUGGGAAGAAACCCACGCAGAGGGCUUCGCUGAUCAUCGCCGAUGGAAAUAUUGCCAGUGAAGACAGCUCCCUCUCAGAUGCCCUUGUGCUAGAGGAUGCCUGGCAUCCUCUGGUUUGCAGCACUCACAAGCGAUUCCCCAGCACGGGCAGCUGUGCAGAAGCAGGCGGGGGCAGUAGCUCCCUCCAGAACAGCCCCAUCCGCAGCCUCCCUCACUGGAACUCCCAGUCCAGCAUGCCGUCCACACCAGACCUGCGGGUCCGGAGUCCCCACUAUGUUCAUUCCACGAGCAUCUCUGGAAAGAAGCUCCUUCACUGGACCUGUCUGACCCCCCCUUUUCUGCAUCACCCCUCCGCAGCUGCCUUACCUCAAAGCCAGAGAAGCUCAACGCCGUCGAGUGAAAUUGGAGUGACGCCCCCAAGCAGUCCCCACCACAUCCUAACCUGGCAGACUGGGAGCUACGCUGAUAGCUGUUUCCUGGAUUCCUCCCUCUAUCCAGAACUAGCCGACGUCCAGUGGUACGGGCAGGAAAAAGCCAAGCCCGGGACCCUCGUGUGA
Puma concolor (puma) is the source of this 2148-nucleotide messenger RNA. Lineage: Eukaryota; Metazoa; Chordata; Mammalia; Carnivora; Felidae. The record is from RefSeq and is a predicted model, not a curated record.